AUGAGUUUCUUUGGUGGAUCAAAACUAGGCACUACUUCAUCCACCUCUUUUGGUACUUCAACUUCCACACCAGCUUUUACCUUUGGAACUGCCACCUCAGGCACAACCAAUAAACCAUUAUUUGGCGCCACGACGACUGCACAGCCGUCUUUGUUUGGCGCUUCGACAACAACACCCACUUUUGCACAAUCUGGAGGAUUAUUUGGCUCGAAACCCGGAUCAACAACUUCUUCAACAAGUCUGUUGUCAUCCGGGACGAAAUCCGUUGGUUUAUCAGGUACUUCAACUGCAUCAACUGUACAAGCUUCACAAAUUUCAACAGUACAAGAUUUAAUACAGAACUCAGAAUACCUCAUUCGAUCUUUGACAUCACCAGAUCUUUUUGGCGAUGAAAGAGAUGGAAUUAUUGCGAAAUUAAAUCAGCUUUUAUCUGCAUGCGGAAUUGGUAAUGGGUAUUAUAAAGGUGAUCAGCAACCCAUUUCUUACACUGCAGAAAACCCUUUCUAUCAGUUUAAAGCGAUUGGUUAUAGUAGAAGAAGUGAUUAUUGUGAUAGCGAUGGUAUUGUAGCUCUGACUCUAGGAAUCAAUUAUGAGCAGCUUUCAACAGUUACUCAGCGGCAGAAAUUCAUAGAUUCGAUGAAUCUUAUACUAGGCAAUAAUACAAAUGUCCGAGCACAUAUCGAACUUAUUCGUCCACUUCCCGAUAAUCAAACUGAAGUUUUGCUAUAUGUAACAGAGAAGGGCAAAGGCAGAUCAAGUAGUAAAGAAUUGUGUGCUUUCUUGAAACAACCUACACAAGAUGCGCAACUAAAGAAUCAGCUUUGCGUUGUAAAUGUUCUUUCGCGUACGGUUGUAGAUGAUGCGAAGAAGCAUGCUUUCAUUAAAAAUCCUCCAGCGGGAUUCGAUUCACAAAUUUGGCAACAAGCUGUUCGAGAAAAUCCGGAUCCUGAUAAAUUGCUUCCUUACCCAAUCCGAGGCUUUGAGCAGUUACGUAAAAGACAAGAAUUGCAGACAGCAGAAAUACGUCUUGAAGAGCGUGUUAUUGAGGAACUGAAGCAAAGACUUGUUCAAAUCAAUAGUAAAUUAAUAGCAGGACAAAACCAGUGUUCGUAUCAGCGGCAAAGACAUAAAGAAUUAUCGCAUCGCUUGUUACGUUGUUUAGCAAUGCAGUCUCUUCUUCAACAUUAUACAAUUAGCAUAGAUAGCGUCGAAGAGAAACUCGAAACGCGUCUUGAAGCAUUGAAUGCAUCUCUUAUAGCACCGGAUCAAAUCAAGAGUCGAAUUAAUGAUUUGUUAACUAUUUUACGAAGCGAAGCAGAAACUUUGAAAGCAGCAGAUGGGACAAGGCUAAAAUUCACUGAAAGUGAUGUGGCACAAAUUAAAAGAUACUUAUCUCGAGCUCAGGAGGCGUUGGAAAGAGUUAUUGAUGUAGUACGUGAAAGUACUGAAGAUCUCGAUAUUAUAGAAAAACAUCUAAAAUGAUAUCCUAC
This is a messenger RNA of Loa loa (African eye worm), 1490 nucleotides long. RefSeq lists its product as hypothetical. Bases 1 to 1482 code for a protein of 493 amino acids. Gene Ontology annotation, cellular component: nuclear pore; nuclear pore central transport channel. The record is from RefSeq and is a predicted model, not a curated record. Lineage: Eukaryota; Metazoa; Nematoda; Chromadorea; Rhabditida; Onchocercidae. Gene Ontology annotation, molecular function: structural constituent of nuclear pore. The transcript is spliced from 11 exons. Gene Ontology annotation, biological process: NLS-bearing protein import into nucleus; protein localization to nuclear inner membrane; nuclear pore organization.